GAAUUUGUUGAAGUUGUUCAGUUUAAGGAUAUAUGCUUUAAUAUCUCCGCCGCGCAAUUACAGGCCGUUGCACUAUGUGGAAUUAUUAACUGUGGGUUUCCCUUUUCUUGGUCUCAGUUUCCAUGGGUUAUUUUCUUUGAAUCUUUCCCUUUAGAAACGGUCAAAGGAGAGGCUCUUUGCCUUUUGUUAUUGUUUGAAUAAUGAUAGGCCUGCGGCCGUUUAGCAUUGCGUGACCGUAGGACAAAUACCGUGCUCUAGCUGAAUAAUUUGCCAGUUGCCGUUUAUAGUCCUACCGUACUUCCAAACGGCUUUGAGUCUAAUCGAAUUUUCUUGAUCAAAAUGGCUGGAAGUAAGGGACCAGCACCGGAAAUGCAAUUGGAACAAAACGUGACUCACUAUUGUGUAAAUGGCACCACUCGUACAACUGCAUGCUGUCUGAAUGCCAGCACGAUGGCGUUCGUGCCAAAGGAAAAUCCCGAAGAGAAGCUCUAUAAAGAGCCCGCUGUCUGUGUACCAACCUACGCGCGGCUUUCUGAGAUCGCAAAUAGCCUGGGCUUCGAAAUGGAAGAGAGUGAGCUGAUGGCUUAUCGAGAGGCAAUUUCUAGUACCCUGGCUGAUACGUACCAACGGUUGUACGAGUUACCCGACCCCAAACUACCAGUGAAAUAUCCACGGACUCCAGGUUACAGACCAUCACCAGAAGACAACCCUUACAAUGCUUGGUAUUGGCGAUGUGACAUUAAGGGAGCAUCAAGUGGUAAACUUCGCGGCAAAACUGUGGCUAUCAAGGACAACACAUGUGUGGCAGGAGUACCUAUGAUGAAUGGUUCUCGUACCCUGGAAGGAUUUGUCCCGGAUGUGGAUGCUACUGUAGUGUCUCGGAUAUUGGAUGCUGGUGGACACAUAGUGGGGAAAAGUGUUUGCGAAGAUUUGUGUUGUAGCGGAGGUAGUUUUACUGCUGCCACUGGUCCGGUGGUUAAUCCACACAAUAAGACGAGAAUGUGUGGAGGGUCAUCAUCUGGUUCUGCAGCUUUGGUGAGUAAAAAAGUAAUAGGAAAAUAGGAAAACCAAGAAGCAAGAAAAAUGAU
Pocillopora damicornis (cauliflower coral) is the source of this 1088-nucleotide messenger RNA. RefSeq lists its product as uncharacterized. Gene Ontology annotation, molecular function: catalytic activity. Lineage: Eukaryota; Metazoa; Cnidaria; Anthozoa; Scleractinia; Pocilloporidae. The record is from RefSeq and is a predicted model, not a curated record.